AUGGGAAACGUUAUGGACCACUUCAACGCGGAGCGUUUCGACCCGCGCUACGGGGUUAUCACCACCCCUGACGGGAAAAAGCGAGCCAUGAAGCCUGAAGACUGCCAACCCCGUUACUAUGAGAGAACUUACCGUGAGGGAGACCCCGAGUUGCCGGAAGACCCAGAAUUUCCCGCAAGGCUGUUGAAGGCAGCGCAAGACCAUGACUGGCAGAUCGAAAACGGGGCCGAUGGAGUUUCGAUCAUGUACCCCGGUAAGAGACAACCGAAACUGUGGGUUGGUCAUGUUCGUGUCGUCAACCCCGAGGACCGAAUCUGCCCCGAGAACGGAAACGCCAACAUGUCGCUGGACGACUUGAUCCACCACGGACUUAUAACCCCAGUCUACAAGACCACAGGAGCGGCAGCCGUUCCCGCGGAAGGCAAGCACGGCAACUCUGGUGAGGGCAUGAACCAGGCGCAGCAGAUGCCUCUGUCCAGUUCCCGGCAACAAUCUGCGGAGAAUAAGCGUCUAGCCGAGCAGCAUUUGAGAAUGUCUGUAAAUGAAAGAAUGAAGCUGUACAGCGGAACAGCACAGCCGCAGCCCGACAGAAACGAGACGGCUGCUUCAGCUCACUUUCCCCGCGCCAAUCCGUUCAUGCCGUCGGGUGUUACUCAGCCGUUUCCUUCGAUGUUUGGAGCCCCAGCUACCCCGUUCCCGAUGAAUCCUACGGCAUUCCCUCAACCUCAGACCUGCGGCGUUCCUCCUUCAGUGAACCAGCCUCCAUCCGCGGUUGCGACAGGCGUGUAUCCCCCUCUCCUGCCCAUCUAUUGA
Molecule: messenger RNA, 813 nt
Organism: Neospora caninum
Lineage: Eukaryota; Apicomplexa; Conoidasida; Eucoccidiorida; Sarcocystidae
Exons: 4
Coding region: 1-813 (270 amino acids)
Source: RefSeq, a predicted model, not a curated record